Messenger RNA from Pimephales promelas (fathead minnow), 2524 nucleotides. RefSeq lists its product as uncharacterized. NCBI's taxonomy places the organism in Eukaryota, Metazoa, Chordata, Actinopteri, Cypriniformes, Leuciscidae. Gene Ontology annotation, molecular function: DNA binding; transcription coregulator activity. Gene Ontology annotation, biological process: regulation of DNA-templated transcription. The record is from RefSeq and is a predicted model, not a curated record. Gene Ontology annotation, cellular component: nucleus; chromatin.
CAAAAAGUGCAUCCAUCAAUCAUAAAAGUAAUCCCACAUGGCUCCAGGGGGUUAAUAAAUACCUCUGAAGCAUUUAUGUAAGAAAAUAUCUAUUAUAUAUAUAUAUAUAUAUAUAUAUAACUUUAUAAUCACUGGCAUACAGUUACGCAAUGGUUUUGAUGUGGCUUUGUUAGGAACUUUUUUUGCUGAAGAAGCAAAACUACAACAUGUAAAUUACUCUUUAACUUAGUUUAUUUAACUGUAUUAUAAUAUCAAGGAACUCAUUAUUAAGGCAUUGUUUUCCCCCAUAACUUCAUUUUUGGGGCAUUUUUGUUCAUUUUUAUGGCAUCAUUCAGCUUGUCCGAGAUGGUGUGAUUGAGUAGAGGAGGCGGGGCUAAUUAGCAUAUUCAUGAUGAGCAUAAAGAGUACACUCGAGCUAUUUUAGGCAUAGAUUAAUUCUUAUCACAGGGGGUAAUUGAGUCGUUCUGAUUUAUCAAAGAUGAUCAAUUAUUGACUGCAGGGGGUCUAUAUUUAUAUUGCAUUAUUUUUGUCAACAAAUACCCAAAUUAUAUGAUAUGGUAGGCUAGUAGCCUAUCAUCAUGUUUUUUUUUCGGGUGGUGGUGGUGGUGGUGGUGGGGUAAUUAAUGAUUAAAACCCGAUCAAAUCUAAUCUAUCUACUUCAUAGAAAUACCACGGUACUUUUAGGGACUUUUGUUAGUGCUUUCUCAUUCUUCUGCUAAUGACUAAUUUUUGUUUUCUUGAAAUACUUAUUUAGGAGAAGAAAAAAAACCUGAUUACUCAUUCCUUGUCUUGUCAUCACUGUAGCUAACGGCUAAUAUUCUUGUAAACUGGUAACAUAUCACUGUUGUCGGUAGUUUGGUAACUGCAUUUUAAAUGGGUUUUAUGGGCGUCAUGCUUGUGACGCGAUGCCACAGACUGUACAAACAAGCCACCAAGUGAACCAAUCAAAACAGCUGCCUAUGCGGCAAGAAAACGCGACGCGACGUCGUCAGCAGCAUCCAGCAAAGGAAGCGAUUUAGCCUGACAUGAAAGAUGCAAUUACAAACGGCAAAAGAAGAACUGCAGAGAGCCUUGGCUAGAAGAAGACGAGCUAAAAGAAGCGUGGCGCUUCAGUUCAUCUCUGAGCGAAUGAUUGACGUGAGGAGGGGAGGGGCGGGGCCAGAAAUGAUGUCAAUCAUGUUAUGUUGACGUACAGACUCGCGGUCUUCAUCACACGCGACGCCGCUGCUCAGGUGAACGCUGAACGCAAAGUGCUGAGGACAACGUAAACAAGUCUCGUUCAGAUUGUGUGUGUCCAUGCAUGUGUGAGGUGUUCUGGGGUCAGGAUGGACGUGGAGGAGACCGAAUCAGGUCAGAUGGAGACAGUGGCCCCAGGAGAAGAGCCACCAGCUCCCAAACGCAGCAGAGGACGACCUCGCAAACAACCACAGGAGCCUGUUGAACCCUCAGCUCCCAAGAGGCCGAGAGGAAGACCAAGAGGCAGUAAAAAUAAAGACCAGCGGGUCACAGCCAAAGUUGAGCCACUGAGAGAACGAAGACCUCGAGGUAGACCACGAAAAUGGCCUCAGAAGACCAUUCAUCAGGAAGAACAGCAGACGGCUGAAGGGGCGGAGCCAACAGAAGACCCGCCCACUCAGAUUUCACCUGCUGCGUUAACAUCACAGGAGAGCGACUAGAGCUACCUCACUGAUGACUUUGAUACUUCGUCAGGGCAGACGCUUUUAUCCAAAGCGACUUACUUACAUCUUUGUUGUGGACACCUUUUCAUUUUAUCACCUUUUCAUUUAUCAUGGAUUCUUAAAGUCAACAAGAAUUUCAAUUUGAACUGGUUUGCUUUCUUAAAACACAUUUUUGUGCACAAUUUUGGUGGCCAGACACCGUAGUAUGUCUUACAGCCCGUUCACACCAAGAAUAAUGACUAUAGUGAUAACACCAUAUAGUCCACACCAGCAGACGAUAUUGUUCUGACGAUAAAGCAGGAUGGAUUCUGAUUGGCUGUCAAUUUUAUCGUUCAUCGCUGGAAGGAAAAUAGUGUCGUUAUCGUUAUAGUUGUGGUGUUAACUCUGCUAUUUGUUUUUAUUUAGAAUUUUAUUUUCCUUUAUUUUUAUCAUUAUAGUUAUUGUCCUUGGUGUGAACUGGGCUUUUAUCACUUAAAAUGACAUGAACUUGUUAUGUUCAAGACAUUUAUUUAAUGUUCAAGAUCUUGGGAUUUAAAAAUCAUCUCGGCGUAUGGAUGAUGGGUUAUAUUAAGUUUGUUUAAUCAUGUACUUCUCAGGAUUCUGGAAACAACAUAUGACCAAAGCUUGAAAUUACUCAUCAUUUUAAUGUUGAAACAUUUUUAAUCAACUUUUUUUAAGUAUUAUUUCUUUGGGUAACACUUUAAAAUAAGGUUCAUUAGUUAACAUGAACUAAGAAUAAACAAUAAAUCUAUAGCAUUUAAUAAUCUUGGUUAAUAUUAAUUUCAGCAUUUAUUAAUACAUCAAAGGUUGUAUUUCAGUUAAUGCACUAACAUGAACAAACAAUG